AUGCAGGUGCGGUGUCACAAGCUUCUGAUCUGCGACCCCCGGGACACCAUGAUCCUGGAGCUUGCUUCGCUGCGAACCGCCGUGGCGCUGCAAGUUCUGGAGCGUGUUUCACAUCAGGAACGCUUGAACCUGGACGAUGUGACUCUGAACAGCUUUGCCGAGGCAUGGUGCUUCUUUGACGACCUAUUCGCUCUGUGCGAGGGUGAAGAGGAUCUUUCAGAACGAUUUUCUGGGAGGCCCGCUCGCCAAGUCGUGGUUCAAGAUUCAGUCCGUGUCAAGGCUGGCGAGAACGCAGAGUCCUUGCAGUCUGCAAACCGUAGUGGAGCUUCUGGCAACACGGCCGCUGCCGGACCAGCGUUUGAGCGCGCUGGAGCUGCAUGGCUGGAGGACAACGUGGAGUUGGUACGUUCAGCUCUCGCGCCUUUCGAAGAUCAGCUUCACCAUUUACUGGAGGUGGUGUGCGAGGGCAUUGAGGGCGGAGGCCAGACUCUCGGCGAGGUGCUCGAGUCGCGCGGCAACAUCUGCCACACGCUCCGGUGCCUGCUCGCGAACAUGCAGGUCUGGGGUGCAUCGGGGAAUCCUCGAGCGGAAGGGUGCGAUUUUGCAUUCUUGUCGCUUGGCCAGGAGAUUCCUUCUGGUCUCCUCGAGAUUGACACUUUCCUUUCCAAGGAUGAGGUGAGUGCUCGCCAAAUGAGCCAAAGCCGUCUGUCCGAGAUGAUGAGCACGCUGCACCCGGACAGUCUUGCUCAGUUCCACAGACAUCUUGCACGGGCUCGAGUGACUGUAGUUUGGCGCGAGUUUCGACGCCGGCAAAGCGUUUUGCAAGGCGCGUUGGGCAGCCUCUGCGUUCAGGGCAAUGACGCUUCGCAACAAGAGCAGUUAGACCGACUGGUGCGCACGAUCAUUCUGAACCUGGACGAGAUUGGCAGCUUUGUUUCCACUCUCGCAGCGUUCUUCAAGAGUGUUGACCUUGCGGAGAUCAGCGAGAACCCCGUGCAGGGAGAACCCAGACCUGUCAUCGACAGGUCCGUUGCGGGCUACGUGAUGCAUGUAGACUGUGGCCACAACGGUCCUCUGGACGAGGUUGACCUGCGCCAGCUGUCGCUGCACUUGCGCGUGUCCAAAUUUGGAAGGCAGGAGGUGUGA
This is a messenger RNA of Symbiodinium pilosum, 1146 nucleotides long. Lineage: Eukaryota; Dinophyceae; Suessiales; Symbiodiniaceae. The record is from the annotation of a GenBank genome assembly.